This is a messenger RNA of Alosa alosa (allis shad), 1420 nucleotides long. Its product is annotated as tetraspanin-1-like. Bases 179 to 907 code for a protein of 242 amino acids. The record is from RefSeq and is a predicted model, not a curated record. NCBI's taxonomy places the organism in Eukaryota, Metazoa, Chordata, Actinopteri, Clupeiformes, Clupeidae. The transcript has 8 exons. Gene Ontology annotation, cellular component: membrane.
UAGAGAGGGAAAGAAAGAGAGAACGAGAGAGAGGAGGAACAGAGCGUGUGAGUGAGCAAUUGAAUGAAAGAGCGCUGUCCACGCCAAACAGCACAGGCAACGUAACUCAUAGAUACGCAAACAUCACUCAACAUCCUACUCAGAUCGUUCAGUACAGGAGGAAACCGUGACCUCAGGAAUGGGCUGCUUUGGAUUUCUCAAAAUCAUGAUGUUUGCCUUUAAUGGCAUCAUCUUUCUGGCUGGAGCUACGAUCCUGGGGGUGGGCAUAUGGGUGAAGGUAGACAGCAACUCCUUCUUCUCCUUGCUGGAUAAGAUUCCUGGUGCGCCGGAGGAGCUCAACCAGGUCGUAAACGUGGGGUACCUCCUGAUAGCCGUGGGCGCCGUGCUCCUGCUCCUGGGCUUCCUGGGAUGCUGUGGAGCCAUUAAGGAGAGCAAGUGUAUGCUGCUGCUGUUCUUUAUUAUAGUGUUGCUGGUCUUCAUAGCAGAGGUGGCUGGAGCGGUGGUCAUUUUGGUCUUCAAACCUUUAGCCGAAGACCUGAUCAGGAAACUUGGCGUUGAAACUGCUGAGAACAUCCGAAAUGACUAUGGAAAAAAUCCUGAUGUAACAGGCCUGUGGAACUCAACCAUGGACACGCUGAAAUGCUGUGGGUUCAACAACUACACAGAUUUCACAGGGUCUCCAUUUGUCACUGACACAAAUAAAUACCCUUCACCAUGCUGCACCUCUUCUUCCUGUACUGAGACGAACGCACAGAUAUCGGCAGUACCUGGUUGCUUGGACAAACUGGUUUCACUGAUUGAUGAAAAUGCAGUAGUGAUAAUAGCUGUGGCUCUAGGCAUUGCUGUUUUAGAGAUCUCUGCAAUGGUUGUCUCGAUGUCCAUGUAUUGCCAUAUUGACUCCAAAUAAGCCAAUUGAUCAAAGAAGUUCACUGAAGAGGAGGCAUCCCAAACAUUUUCCAGUUCACACAAACCACCAGACAAGCCAAAACCAAAGAACUCAAAAAUGGUCUUAUAGCCGAGGAUCAUGACUGGUAUCUUAUGACGCAGGGAUUUUCAUUUUAUGCAUUUCAAAAUUCAGAUGUCUUUAUAAUGUAAAUAGAUUAUUUUGCAUAGGCGAUAAUAUGAUUCAGCAUGGGAAAAUAAUCUCACCACAAUUUUGAAUUGUAGGCCUACUUUGGAUAGGCUAAAAUGUGAGUUUUUUUUUCUUCUCAUAAAUGUUCAACCAGUUUUCAUGGCACAUGUUGAAAUGAAAUGUGUUUUCAAUGAAAUAUGCACUUUAAAUUAGGUCAUAGGCCAAUAAAUCACCUUUUUACAUGUGUCAGCCAAAGAAUGUCAGAAAGAAUGGAAUGGUGUAUAAGGCCACUGGCAACUGUUUCCUAUUAUUUUCUCAGCAAAAUAAAGUAACUGAUAUUACACCACA